AGACGGCGCUGUACUCAGCAAUACCAGACCGGGUGCUUAUAAUUCUAUAAAUCAAGCCUAGCUGGCGUUAGAAUGCACAUAAUUCAGUGUGAGAUUACGCGACGUGGUGCAGCAGGUUUUGUUUUUAUCUGUUUUAUUUAUUUGUUUACGUCCUUGAGACAGUAUGCCGUUGGAACUCACACGCUGCAAGAAACUUAAGUGUCUUCCACUCGCGCAGUUGCGAAUGACUUUCGCCGUCGCCGAAACAUACCUGCGACGAGUAGAAAUUGCUAGUAUGUGCUCUGGUCGAUUACUGUUGCGCAAAAUGUUAGAAAACGUGAAAUUAUUCUCUCGGAUGUCGGAUGUCUUGGAUUUCAGACUAUGUCGGGCGCACAUGUUACUCCUACUUGCCGUAGAUGUGUCGAAGACGACUGUUGCGUGUUAUCAUAUAUGUUUGUGUGUGUUGCUCCGCGCAAUGUUACCUGAGGCAAACAGUACUCUGCACGCUGCUGACAUCAACGGCGAUAUUAGGUAAAUAGUUUUAUUCUAGCCGUCGGACGGCUAAUUUGGUGAUUCGCGCUGUAUCGGAUCAAAUACUUAAUGGUAUUUAGAGUGAAUUAAUAGUUUUGUAUACUGUUUCCGCCGGUGCAUGUGCUAACUUCAUUAUGGAAUAUACAUAUAUUCAACUA
This is a messenger RNA of Dalotia coriaria, 668 nucleotides long. RefSeq lists its product as uncharacterized. The record is from RefSeq and is a predicted model, not a curated record. Bases 164 to 514 code for a protein of 116 amino acids. The transcript is spliced from 4 exons. NCBI's taxonomy places the organism in Eukaryota, Metazoa, Arthropoda, Insecta, Coleoptera, Staphylinidae.